CAACGUCGCCCACACCUCUCGAGACUCGCGCACAAUCAUCGCCCGCCCGUCACUCAACAGACACGGACACACAGACACACACACACAUUCACACCCGUUUCUUCCCUCUCUCAGCGCGCGCGCUCUGCCUGCCUGUCCACCGAUGACCACCACCGUAUCCGUCGUCCCAGCCUUCUUUUUGCCCUUAUCACAACACACAGACCGAGUCGAUUUGCGUGUUUGUCUUCCAAUCAUUCUACGGUCCAUCGCCGCUCUUACGCAAGGAAUAGGAAAAAGCACGGUCGGUGUCGAGUAUCGGCCGUGGUGGUGCUUGCGUGUGCUUGUUGCAAUCCUGGGAUCCUCUCUUGUUCGUGCCGCGGGUCGCUCAUACUGCUUGCUGGCCAUUGCGUCUGAUGUUUUUUCUCUACCACCACUACAGUACUACUGUCCUGUGCAUCCUCCACCCAGGGCAAAUCCAGUCUCCUCCGGUACUGCCACCACCUUUUUCUGCUUCUUCUGUGGUUGUCGGUUUUGGAGCUGGUGCCACAUUUUUCCAUCUCGCCCAUCCUCACCAUCACUAUUACCUCCACCACCACCACCACCUGCACCCAUCCACCCUAUUCCCAUUCCAUCCGCACUUCCUUCCCUCCCCAUCGACCCAAAAUAUCUCUCCCUGCCUGCCGCGCCUACAGCGAGAUCUUUAGACCUGCCGCUUCCCGCCUCCACUUUGCUGCACGAUUUCCUGCGCCUGCCAUUUCUUACCACCGUCAAACCACAUCGUCUACCAUCUUUCAAUUGACCUCUACUCGAGGACGACGACGACGACGAAGAGGAGGAAGACAAACGACCAACCAUAACGACCACGACCGGACUCGUCGUGUGUUUCAUCGGCCUGCCCAACACUCUUCCAACCACGAUCACGGCCACCUCUUUAAUGAC
Molecule: messenger RNA, 918 nt
Organism: Dissoconium aciculare CBS 342.82
Lineage: Eukaryota; Fungi; Ascomycota; Dothideomycetes; Mycosphaerellales; Dissoconiaceae
Exons: 1
Coding region: 143-778 (211 amino acids)
Source: RefSeq, a predicted model, not a curated record